Glycine soja is the source of this 1704-nucleotide messenger RNA. Its product is annotated as putative aminoacrylate hydrolase RutD. The coding region runs from base 24 to 1220 and encodes 398 amino acids. The record is from RefSeq and is a predicted model, not a curated record. NCBI's taxonomy places the organism in Eukaryota, Viridiplantae, Streptophyta, Magnoliopsida, Fabales, Fabaceae. The transcript has 11 exons. Gene Ontology annotation, molecular function: catalytic activity.
CUCUCUCUCCCUACUUCGCAACGAUGCCGUUUUGCAACGUCGGAACGCAGCUACCCUCCCCCGUCGCCGACGUGCCCCUCAACAAUGACAUCAAGAUAUUCUACAGAACUUACGGUGGCGGUCCAACCAAAGUGCUCCUCAUCAUAGGAUUGGCCGCGACGCACGAAGCGUGGGGCCCACAAAUCAAGGGCUUGACUGGAGCAACCGUCCCCGACGACGUCGUUUGGAGCGAAGAAGAAGGCAAUGGUGGCAUCCAUGUAUGCGCGUUUGACAAUCGCGGCGUCGGUCGCAGCUCCGUGCCUGUCGAAAAAUCUGAAUUCUCAACCAAGAUCAUGGCGAAGGAUGCAAUUGCUUUGUUAGAUCAUCUAGGUUGGAAAAAAGCCCAUGUUUUUGGGCACUCGAUGGGAGCCAUGAUAGCUUGUAAAGUAGCAGCAAUGGUUCCUGAUCGAGUCCUUUCCUUGGCAUUGCUCAACGUGACGGGUGGAGGUUUUCAAUGUUUUCCAAAGUUGGACCAACAAACGAUCUCUGUUGCUUACCGAUUCUUGAAAGCAAAGACACCUGAACAAAGGGCUGCUGUUGACUUGGACACCCAUUACUCUCAAGAAUAUCUUGAGGAAUACGUUGGAACAGAUAAGAGGAGAGCCAUCUUAUAUCAGCAAUAUGUUAAAGGUAUAUCAACAACUGGGAUGCAAUCUAACUAUGGUUUCGAUGGUCAACUCAAUGCAUGUUGGGCACAUAAAAUGACUGAAACAGAGAUUGAGGUGAUCAAAUCUGCAGGCUUUCUUGUUUCAGUCAUCCAUGGCAGGCAUGAUAUAAUUGCUCAGAUAUAUUAUGCAAAAAGACUUGCUGAGAAGCUUCAUCCAGUGGCUAGAAUGGUAGAUCUUCAUGGAGGUCAUUUAGUAAGUCAUGAGCGGUCUGAAGAGGUUAAUCAAGCACUAUUUGACUUGAUCAAGGCAUCAAAAGUGAAUAUGAGCCCACAUGAUUGGACUAAUUUGCCAAAGAAAGAGUCUUGGUGGAAAGAGAAAAGGGUUUUGAUCAGAACAAACAUUCAGGCCGGAAGCAAUGUCUCCCUUAACUGCUGCAUGUUAGAAAAACUGCAUCUCUUCCUAUUAUACCUCUUUGGUCUUCUUGUUUUAGCAUUUGAAUAUGGAAGAAAGCUUCUAGGAAGCUUAAAACCAGCUCAAGCUGGAGGUUCCCCCUCAUAUAUUGAAAGUCAAUAACUCCUUUUGUUAAUAGGUGUGUAUUGUGUAAUUUGAUAAACCCUCAAACUCAAUGAUAAAGAUUACACGAAACUGAGUCUCAUGCAUGCGGCAAUGUUGACUUCGUUUUCUCAGCUGGUAACUGGGGUUUCUCUCAAGCAGCCAGAAAGCAAGAGAGAAUCCUUGAUUUGUGCUACUUGAGGCUUGCUUGACACUAAAAUAUCCCUUUAUUGACAAGAUGAAUUCCAUGUGCUCCAUGUAGCCUUCAAAGCGGGACAGAAGAGAGGAUGGAUGAUCCUCUUUCCUUUAUGUACUGUUAUAUGUUUCAUUAGAAUGCAACUCUAGAAAUCCUGGUCCAUACCACAUUUUUUUUGUACAUGAUGUUUAAUAAGUAUUUAGAAAUAAAAACUAUCAAAACCAAAUCACAGGAAAAACGUUUAACAUGAUUCUGCAUGCUUGUCUAUAUCAGCAGAUGAUUUAAAUGAAUCACAGGAUUUUCUAAUUA